AUGAUGUGUUUGGGAGAAUCACGCGACAAGGAGCCUGUGGCACCAUGCUUGGGUGUACCAGGGGCGCCCCUCGUCCUGCGAGGGAAUCUUUUGGGUAUUCUGUCUUGGGGCUUGGGUUGUGGAUAUGCGCAUGAUCUUCCCCUUAUUUACACGGACAUCAAGUAUUAUAGCCCAUGGUUAGUAGAAAACGUAUCGUUGUUAAGAAACAUUACGCAGAGAAGUAUUAGAGAAAUAUUUCUAGCCACGAAGGCUGUAAAGCUAUCAGAUUGGCUCUCAAAAACCAGACUGAACAAACCCUUGUCGAGGCCCGAUUUGUGGAUUAACGAUCUGCAAUCACUUGAAAUCGACAACGACCUAUCUAGACUAGAAGGGACAGUAUACGACAUUCGUGAUUUCUUAAACCGCGGUAUUCACCAUUCCGAGAAGAAUAACAUCUAUAAGGACAUACAAGAGAAACACAACAUAAGUGAACAACACCACAAUAUUAGUUACGUUAUAAAAACUGAACCAUUUCUCAGUAACAACUCCGUUUACAAUUUAAACACCGAUAAUGAUGGAGAAUCAGAUAAUGACGAUUAA
Messenger RNA from Leptosia nina, 579 nucleotides. The record is from the annotation of a GenBank genome assembly. NCBI's taxonomy places the organism in Eukaryota, Metazoa, Arthropoda, Insecta, Lepidoptera, Pieridae.